This is a messenger RNA of Cylicocyclus nassatus, 2368 nucleotides long. The record is from the annotation of a GenBank genome assembly. Lineage: Eukaryota; Metazoa; Nematoda; Chromadorea; Rhabditida; Strongylidae.
GAUAACUACAGCAUAUGAGGAGUACGUUGGAUAAAUCAUUUUUUGUCUUGCUCCUUUCGAUCGUCUUGGAAGUGUGUCUCGCACAGAACACCACACGAAAGCCUCCAUACACACAUACGCGAAUAGUAACUCAUCCAAGUACUGAACCGUUUCCAGCAAGCGAUACAAAACGCGUUUCAAAUAAUAUCACAAAGACGCGAAUAGUAGUCUCUCAAAGAACUGAGCCCUUUGCAGCGAGUACUACACAUAGGGACAUCGCACAAACGCAAAAAGUAGCAUCGCAAAGAAGUGAGCCGUUUGCAGCUAACACUGUGCAGAGUUUUUCGAGUAAAAAUAACCAGAGACGAAUAGUAAGCUCUCAAAGUGGGCCGUUCGCAGCUGACACCACAAAAAGUUUCUCGAAUAGAAUUGACCAGACGCGAACAGUAACCUCUACAACUAAGCCGUUUGCAACUAGUAUUGCGCGGAGUUUCCCGGGCAAUAACAACCAGACGCGAGUUAUAGCUAUGCCGUUCGCAAAUGACAUCACAAAAACUUCGAAAAUCGACCAGACGCGAACAGUAAACUCCACAACAAGUAAGCCGUUUGCAACUGAUACUGCGCGGAUUUUUCCGAGCAAUAAUAACCCGGCGCGAGAGGUAAGCUCUCAAACUGGGCCGUUCGCAACUGACAUCACAAAAAGUUUCUCGAAUAGAAUUGACCAGACGCGAACAGUAACCUCUACAACAAGUGAGCCGUUUGCAACUAAUACUGCGCGGAUUUUCCCGAGCAAUAAUAAUCCGACGCGAGUGAGUUCUUUAAGCUCUCAAAGUAAGCCGAUCGUAGCUAACACCGCGGGCAGUUUCUCGAAUAGCAUUGACCAGACGACGCGAAUAGUAGUUUCGCACAGAAAUGAGUCAUUUGCGGAGACCACUACGCAGAAUUCCUUAAACAGUAUAACACAAACGCGAAUAGUAGCUUCGCACGGAAAUGAACCAUUUGCGGAGACCACUACGCAGAACUCCUUGAACAAAAUAACACAAACGCGAAUAGUAGCUCCUCACAGAACCGAUCUAUUUGCGACAACCACUACGCAGAGUUCUUUGAAUAGUAUAACACAGACACGAAUAGCAACUCCUCCAAAAGCCGAAUUCGAAGCGGACACACAAAGUUCGGCAGUAAUUACACAAACAACACCGAUCUCAAGAACUGAACCGGCUAUCGUGAGUGCUGCUCAGAGGUCUUUCAAUGUUACACAACCCCGAAUACCAGUUCUUCCACGAACUGGGCCGUGUGUUCUAAAUGAUGACGGCAUGAAUUGCACUGAAGCAGGUUACUACGAGACUGUGCAAUGUGACGCAAAUGGCUGCUUUUGUGUAGCCGCUCAUAACGGCUUGAUAGCCUACGACACUCGCACGGAUAGCAAUAGGAUCGCACCAAAAUGCUCAAACUGCCAUAACACCCUGAAACGCAUAUUUGCCGCAGGUGAUCCACCAAAAAACACAUCUAUACCCAAGUGUGAUGUUUCCUUAGGAAACUACGAGCCACUGCAGUGUGAUGCAAGGCAAGAGUAUUGCUAUUGUGUUGACCCUGUCACUGGAAGAGAAUUGCCAAAUACGAGGAAACGAAAGGAGAAAAAUCAGCGGAUAAAAUGUGACAACAUGGACUUUUCUCUCGAUCCUGCUUUGUCAACGCCUGAGAUUUUUCAACCACAAGAGCGAUAUCCAGUAGGGAAAGAAAGUUGUAAACUAGACCGAGACAGAGGAAGAACAUGCAAUGGCGUAAAACCCUCUAUUAGAUAUUACUUCGACUAUCAGACAUUUGCUUGUUUGGCUUUUGAAUACCUCGGCUGCGGCGGCAAUGAGAACAACUACAGAACCUCCUCGGAUUGUUCAUUUGAUUGUAAACUUCAAGACCUCUCGGGAUGCGGUGGGAUGUAUCCGGCAGCGCGAGGAACAAAUGGUCAAGCUUUGAUAUGCGGAAAUCUUUUUCCUACAAUUAUAUCGUAUCCGCCAGAUCCUGCGCGCCCUUCUACUCUGCCUCCACCCAGAAACGGUCCAAAAUUGAAUGAAGACGGUUGCCCGAAGGACCAUAAAUGCGUAAUGGGAGCUUUUUUCGGUUUUUGCUGCAGCAAGGCAAACGAGGAUCGAUGGGAUAAGGCUUAUCACCCAACAUGCCCCAAUGGACGACCACCAUACUCUGAGAUGCGAGAUGGUUGGCAAGAAACACGGUUUGGUAAAUCCUGUAAAGAUCGCUUCUGUCCCACGAAUUACACAUGCCAUGAUUCCUACAUUUUUUCAUAUUGCUGCUAAUCAGAUGUACAGAAUUUUAUAUCAUGUCUAUCGUACUCUGUAUCAAAUAUCGGUACUGAUAAAGGACUAUGAUGUCU